AUGGGUAUGAACGCUCUUCCAUCAGAUAUUUCAUUGAAUAUAUUUUCUCGUUUAGAUGUUGAUUCAGUUUUAGAGUGCAAACUGGUCUGCAAACCAUGGCGCAAUCUCAUUAAGGAUCCAUCCUUUGCUCGAAUGCACCUUGCUCGUCAUAAGUUAAUACUGCAAUAUCAUGAAGAUAGUUAUAUUCAGGAUUUCUCAAAUAAUGCAUGCGACACUGUUCAAUCGGGGUUCCUUUCGUUAAAACAAAUCGGCAGAUCUAAUAGGCGCACACUUCAUUAUGUUGAAAACGAUGUGGAUGUCAAGGAGAAGUCUUACAAAAUCAAAAAUAAAAUGAUCAACAUCCCUCCAAUUAAGGACAGGGCGCAGUUCGAUUCAGAACACUUUAUGAUCAGCUCGUGCAAUGGGUUGAUUUGUUCUUCCAUGCGUCACCAUCAACUGAAUGACCCUAUUCAUAUAUUUAACCCUGUCACCAGGGAGUACGCUUAUCUUCCGAGAUAUACAUGUGAAGAGGAAAAUGGUGCAUAUGAGAUGAUGAGUGGGUUUGGUUACAGUCCUUCAACUGACCAGUACAAAGUUGUUAGAAUCUACCAUAAAAGGAACGACAAAUGGUAUUUUCAGGUGUAUGUUCUUGGCAAUGAGAAUAAUAAAUGGAAGGAGGAAAAAGAGAUCCCCAACUCGCUGUUUCAUAAUGUUGGUGGAAAGGGCGUUUUUGUGAAUGGAGAGAUAUAUUGGUUGGAUCAGGCAUCAAAGGUUGCUACUUUCGACAUAGCCGACGAGGAAUUCCAUCAUAUAGCUUCGCCACCUCUGGUAGAAGAAGUGGGCAGUACUAUCGAGAAGAGGCUUUGUGUGUUUGGAGACUGGUUAUGUCUUGUUCAUCGUAUAUCAGCCUUAGGGGGAUUCGAUCCACGUUUCGACAUAUGGUUAUUGAAGAAAAAGAACAAUGACAUAAAUGUGCAACAAAAUGGAACUCGUAACUGGAACAAGGAAUUUACUGUGUAUUCUAUAUGUAGAAAUCCUGGCAAAUUCUUUUUUCCACUAGUUUUUACCAAGAAAGGCAAGUGUGCUGGCUUGUUUGCUUUGGCUUCUAUACCAUUCUCUGUUGCUGCACUUAACUGUGCUUUCUUCGUGUACUUCUUUUUGCCGUAUUCAAUAAAACUUUAUCCAUUUUAG
Messenger RNA from Papaver somniferum (opium poppy), 1170 nucleotides. RefSeq names its product F-box protein At3g07870-like. The transcript has 2 exons. Bases 1 to 1170 code for a protein of 389 amino acids. Gene Ontology annotation, molecular function: protein binding. Lineage: Eukaryota; Viridiplantae; Streptophyta; Magnoliopsida; Ranunculales; Papaveraceae. The record is from RefSeq and is a predicted model, not a curated record.